ACGUUGCAAUCAGUAUAGCGAAGUAAAAUGGCUGCAUUUCUGUAUCUGUGAGUGCAACCAACGAAACAAAUAUAUAAUAUUCUUAUUUUUACAGUAGUUCAAUACAUAUAUAAAUUUAUAAAAGUGGCGAUGAAAAGUAAAGAACGCUCUCCGGGCAAAAGCAAACGGUCUCGGGGAGCGGAAGACUUGCGAGACCGUGGCAGUAGUAAGAAAACGACCUCGGCCUCUUCGUCGGGUAAAAGUGACGGCGGGUCAGGGCGACGGAGCAGCGCCUCCCGGAGCGCGGAGCGGCGAACUGAAAAUCGUGAAUACGAUGGAGGACAUCAUAGCAGUAGAAACCACAAUUAUGGUGGUGGUGGUAGUUCUGGUGCCAGUAGCUCAAAGGCGUCUGGUGGGCUUAGCCCAGAGAGUAGACACAACGCCCGCCCAUCCACAACCUCUUCGAGUACGGGCAGGAGCAGCACUGAACGGGGUUCUAGUGGCGACGCACAGUACAAAACCUUGAAAAUUAGUGAGCUUGGAUCCCAGCUCAGUGAUGAAGCAAUUGAGGAUGGACUUUUUCAUGAGUUUAAGAAAUUUGGCGACGUUAGUGUCAAGAUCAGUCGUACAGGUGAUGAACGAGUAGCCUUCGUUAAUUUUCGGAGGCCUGAAGACGCCCGUGCUGCCAAACAUGCCCGUGGACGCCUUGUAUUGUAUGAUCGAACUCUUAAGAUUGAGGCUGUUUAUGCCCCCACCCCUCGACGCAGAAGCCGUUCUCCCCUUACGGCCUCAGUAAAUACACCCGUUGCAGCUGAUAAAGAACCAUUUAAUGCAGGAAGUACUACCCCCCUUUCUGGACAUCGUUAUGGACAACGGGCAGUCUCGCCAAAUGCCAUUGGUUACCGGGAUUACAGAUUACAGCAACUAGCCUUGGGUCGCUUGCCACCACCCCCUCCACCACCACUGCCUCGUGAAUUGGAAAGGGACCGUGAAUUUGGCUUCUAUGAGAAUCGGUUGCGCCCUGCAGGUUACAACCUGGACCGAGCCCCACCUUACCGUGAGGAGGAAAUUUCUCCUGAGGACGAUCAGCGGGCGAAUAGAACUCUCUUUUUGGGUAACUUGGAUCCUACUACAACAGAGCAAGACCUCCGACGAGCAUUUGAACGUUUUGGUGUUAUUACAGAGAUUGACAUUAAGCGGCCAACCCGUGGUCAGAGUAGCACUUAUGGUUUUGUAAAGUUUCAGAACUUGGACAUGGCCCAUCGGGCCAAAGUUGCCAUGUCUGGUAAACCGAUUUGUCGCAAUAUAGUGAAAAUUGGCUAUGGUAAAGCCACACCAACCACACGCCUCUGGGUUGGUGGACUUGGACCCUGGGUACCACUUGCUGCAUUGGCCCGUGAGUUUGAUCGUUUUGGCACUAUUCGCACAAUUGACUAUCGUAAAGGCGAUACUUGGGCGUACAUUCAGUAUGAGAGCUUGGAUGCAGCACAGGCAGCAUGUGCUCAUAUGAGAGGGUUUCCAAUGGGAGGGUCUGAUCGUCGACUCAGAGUCGACUUUGCCGAAACAGAAAAUCGGUACCAGCAGCAGUAUUUGCAGCCUCUGCCACUACCACAUUACGAUCUUAUUGCUGAUAGCUUUGGCCACCGUGGCUUGGAACCACUCCGACCACCCAGAGACAGGACUCCCCCACCGUUUUUCAGAGAUCGUGAACUUUACUUGGAAAAUGAUUGGGCUGUGCCUGCUGCAGUAAGGGAUCGCAACCGGCCUGGUUUUGACUUGCUUGAUCAUGUUGACCGAGAGAGGCGACGUGAAACCUGGUCAGCAGAGCGUGAUCGUGAACGAGAAGCACUACUUAGAGACCUGAAUCGUAAACGUCGUGCACCAGAGGACAGUCGACAUGGAGAUAGGUCACCUGGCAGUGACCGGUCUCGUAAAAGACAUUGCAUGUCUGCUGAUCGUAGCCCUGGUGGCAGUAGUGGUAGGGAUGUCGGCCGCUUCAGUGAUACAGAAAGGACUUCCCGAAAUGAACGACCCGUUUCUCCAAGCCGAGUAGAUGGACGUAAUAGCAUUGAGAGGGGUACAGGUGAUCGUCGCGACCGUAAAUCCUCUCUGGAAAGGGAUACCGACCGUAAGCGACGGACUAAUGACAAUAAGAGCCCUGCUAAGAAAGAGGAACGACCGGAGAACACUGUACAAGUUACAGUUCCUACUCCUUCAAAGGUCACACCAAAGGUAGAAAUCGCACCGAAACCAAAUCUUGCCUGGCAAGGUAUGCUGCUCUUAAAGAAUAGCAACUUUCCCACACAUAUGCACUUGUUACAGGGCGACAUGGCUGUUGCUAGUGGUCUUCUCGUGGACGGUUCAACAGGAGGCAAAGUAGACCAGCUAAAAAUAACACAGCGUCUCCGACUGGAUCAGCCUAAACUCGAUGAGGUAAAUCGUCGUAUUAAGGCAGCUGGAGCACAUGGCUACGCAGUUCUGCUUGCUGUACCAGGCACAGCUGAUACUUCAUCUGCCACGGAGCCUGGCAGUGCCUCCACCCAACGGCCACUCCGGAACCUGGUAUCUUACCUUAAACAGAAACAGGCGGCGGGGGUUAUCAGCCUCCCAGUGGGGGGUAACAAGGACAAGGAAAACACGGGGGUACUACACGCCUUCCCUCCCUGUGACUUUUCUCAACAGUUUUUUGAUUCUUCAGCUAAAGCCUUGGCCAAAUCAGAGGAGGACUAUCUUGUCAUGAUUAUUGUGAGAGGAGCAUCAUGAACAGUUUUAAAUUUUGUACAUAUGUGUUGCUGACCAGUUUGUGUAAAGUUUUAUAUUGCAUUACGGGAUACAGACUCCAUUAAAUGAACUUCUUAGGAUUUUGUAGGAAUUUUUUUUUAAAGAUCUGAAUUAGUUUCCUUUUUCAAUUUAUUUGAUGAAAGUCUUUGUGGAUUUUAGAAACAAUUACUUUUUGAUCUUAUUUGUUUUGUUUUAUAUUGAAGACUUUUAUUUUCCCAGACUUCUGUUUUAAUUUACAAGUAAUCCCCUUGUACAUCCCAAUGCAGACUUUUUGAAACGUGGUAUCCCAUAAUGCAGUAUGUCCAUAUUUUAGUAGUUCAUUAAUGUUAGCUCAUUAACUUUCUAAAUACACAGGUUUAUGAACAUUUUUGUGUAUUGUAUUGCUUGUAAAAAUCUAAGUACUUCAUAUGUCCCUCUGCUUUCCAGGCCUAGUGUAUCCUAAUAGGGUAUUACCUAGGGGAAGAAGAGUAAACAGUAGUUAAGAGCGCACAAAAAAAAAAAUCAAUAAUAAGAAAUAUUAUGCAGUUUUGUGUAUUUCGUGUAGUAUGGUUCAAAUGGUCCUAGGCAGAAUUUGGUGCUUAAUAUUCCUCUUGGUUUUGGUUAUUGGCUAGGGGGAGGAUGUGAAUAUGCACUUUUCUGUGUUAAACUGCACAUGAAUGUUACUGGCAUUUGCAAAUAUACUGAAUAUUUUUUGAUUGUUGGUGUUUAGGGUGGGAACCUGUAAGUGUCACCAAAUGGGCCUUAACAUUGUCGUGUGGUCAGGCUUUUAAGUUUUGCUGGAUGUUGUGGAUUUUUUUUUUUUUUUUUUGCCAGACCAAACACAUUCCCAGUAAGUGGAUUUAAAGCAUCCUGGAAAAAUUAUCUAGGAUUGUUAUGUAUUUGGGUGGGGUGCGAGUAGGUCGCACUUGGCAAGUUUGUUUACACAAAGUUAACAAGUGAAUUGUGCCCGAGGCAUAUGGUAAAUAGUUCUGUGUACUCUGUGACAUUUUGCUGAAUAUAUUUUUUGCCACAUUAAGUUCAAAUUAGCCUGAAUGGUGGUGUUUGUUUUUAUAUAAUUCUCUUAAAUGUAUGUUUUAUUAUUUGUGUAGCUUGCAGUCUCCAAUUUGACCUGAUUCCUUUUCAUUUUUUUGUCUGAGAAGUGUAUUAUUAACGUGUAACAGUCAGACUAAAAUGCUAGUCUUAUGCAGGGUAUGGCUCAGUGUGUGCUGGUACUGCAUGUCAACAUGUAUCCAUUAUGAGCCCCCAGUAUAUUUUGGCUUUUACCAGGUCCAGUGCCAGCAGGUGUCAUUAGUUUAGCUGUCCAGUGUUAUCUUUUAAAGCUCUUGAAUUUUUAGUUUUGUUUCUCUCUUGCAUUUUUAGUUUUGUUUGAUGUUCUGUGGCAAUAGUUCUGAUUGGCACAGGACAGAAAAGGCAAUUUGAGUGUUUAAAGUCUGUUUAAAAGCAACAUUUAUUAAUUUAGUCUGUUCUCACUUGCUUUCUUCCCUGAGAAAAUACAAUCUAGCAGAACCAUUAACUGUUUUUCAGAAUGGUAUUUUAUACUUCUGUGAAGUUGCAUGGUUGUUUUCAUGAUAUUACUUGCUCCAGAAGUUUAGCAAGGUUGUCCUGUAUUGAAAGAAUGAGCAAGUUGCAUUUUCACAGCACAUGUCAUAUGUACAGGAAAGAUGGCAAUCUUGAAUUGGCAAGAACUUUUGAUGGUUUUGGGAAUUGCAUUGAACUAUGGUGGUGCUGCUUACUACAGUUUAUUUACCCUUUUCAGCAUUGCGUUCUAGUGGUUUCUGAAUAGGGUUUUUCAUCUUUCUUUUUUAUGGCCAUUUGAUAAUCUGAACUAUUUGCACUGUGACUGAGCACCAUAUAUCUGGUCAUAAAUACUGCUGGGCAUUUAUAAGUUUGAGUUAAAUAGAAUGGAACAUACAGGUCAUGUUGGGGUACUGCUUUCUUGUAGCAUUUGGUGUGCACAUCAGAUUUUGUGCAAACAUUUAAGAAGUUUCUUUUCACAUGUUAUGUAGAAUAGUUACAGCCAUUUGAGGUUUAAUGGCUAGAACUGAACACUGCCAUUUUCUGUGCUUCCACCCCCCCCCCCCAGGGUGUUUGCGAGAGAUGUCUGUCUCUCCCCCCGGUAACUUAGAAUGAUUUGUUGUUGCCCUUUAAUACUAAAGGGCCUGGUGUGUUUAACAUGCCCUUUUGCUCCUUUGCAGGCAGGUAGGAAUGGAACAGCAGGGUUCGCAAAUGCUGAGGAUUGGAGGGCUUUUUAAGGUUGUAAUCUUCCUUGUAGCAAAUCAAAUUAACCAUAAGCAGAAUUUCUAGUUUUUUUGCAGUGCUUCACAUGUGGCCCAUUGUGCAUAGUCUUGUCACAGCCUUGUUGCCCCCCUCUUUUCCCCCAAAUAAUGAGAUCAGCUAAUAUCUUUGUCUUCCACUUAACUGUCUUGCCCUGUGUCGCCCAGGAUAUAAGUUGUAGUCUUGAGUAUUUUCUAUUCACUGUGUUUGUUUGCGUGCACAUGCACCCAAAAUACACAGGAGUUUUAUCAUUUCGGUAUGCUAAAGUAAUACAACCUAGUUUUAUUUUGGGUGGUUAUAACUUUGUUGAUGCAGCACUUUGAGUAAUUGUAUUUAUAUUAGCAAAUUGUUCAUGUUGAGUAUCUAGCCAGCAGUACCACAGUGAGACUUGUCUGUUCCAAGCUGAAAAUGUAUGUGGGACAUGCUUUCCAGGUUUAAUGCAACUUCAAGUCAGUUGAAGUGGUGAAGUUUCUUAUUGUCGUAAAUAUUGGAAAAGGUGACUGUAGCUGACUUGACCUACUAGGUUUGUCUUGCAGCCAUUGAGCAACAUCUGAAUGGACUGACUGUUUAAUUGGCAGUGUAAGAAUCAUUCCAUGCCUCCAUGAAUUGAUUUGCUUUGGCACCAGUAAUAACUACCACAAACUUAAGUGGAACUAAUGUUUGUUGGCACUUAGUGUGCCAAAUCAAUGUAGUUUUUCUUAAUGUAGAUUUGAAGUAUAUGAGAAGUUGUAUGGAAUUAGUAAUAGAGUGGCACAGGCGGGCAUUUUGCUACAUCCAGGUGUAUCAUUUUCAUCGUGUUGCUGUGCCUUUAACAGAGUGUGUGCAACAUAGAUGCACUAUGCAGAGUGCAGCAGUAUAGGUAGCAAGGGUUUUUGUUUCUGCUUCACAGCUGUUGGCUGUACGGUGCAGUUACCAUCUGAGGGGCAUGUUUUGUAUGUCACAUUUUCUUUAAUAGGGACCCUUUUGGAAUACAGCAUAUAUAUGCUGUAGGUUGGCAUUGUGUGUUUCCAAGUUUUCGCAUAUUGUUGUAUUGGAAUAUUUAUCAUCUUGAAAGAUGUUAUGUUUUUGAGAGUUCUGGUCACUUGCAUGCAUGUUUACCCUUGAAUUGGUUGUUUACCUGUAGGUCGUUUAAAACAUGGUCACUGGUCUUUGAGCUUGUUAACUCGUCUUCAGUUUUAUCUAAAGUCUGUGAAGGCUGGCAGUAGCUUUGCAUUAUUUUUGCAGUUAGCCAGCUGCCCAGCAGUUUUGAGUUUAAAACUGUAAUUUUUAUUUAUUUAUUUUUUUAUGGAGGGAUGUAAAAGCUGUUUCCUAACAAGGAGGAUCCUAGGUGGUGGACAAACUACUCCUUUGCUAUGGCAUUUUUAGUUUUAUCUUUUUAUCUUGAAUAAUAAAGUGAAGCGUUUUGGACAGUUGUGCCGCUGGGUAAAGGUCUAUUUUACUGUCUUUAGAAUGGUCAGUUGAAUUUGUAGUUCUGUGCGAUUGUACUUGCUGUACUUGCUUUAGUGUUGCUUAUGGAUUUUGAAGUUAAACUGUUUACACUAUUGCAUAUAACAAGUCAAGUGCUGUGAUAUUUUUCUUUAAUUUACAUGGUAUGAUUUUUAUCCCAAACUUUUGUUUUUUGGAGAUGUACACUUCUUGUCAGACCAUGUUGCUGAUGCCAGAAAAAGCUUACUUUAAGAACAGCCAGAAAAUGUUGAGAAUAGUAGGGCGGAAAAGCAUUCCAGCACUGUUGCUACUGAAUGCCACAGUACAUUUCUUAACUCAUCAGUGAUACUUUAAACAGCCCCUUCCCCCUCCAAAAAAAAGUUAUGCGGGUGUGCAGUUGCUUUCCUGAGUAGAUACAGUUCUUGGUUGGGUUGUGGUGUGUUUUGUUGGUGCCUAAAGAAAGCAAAUACAUGUUUGGAGCUGCAUGGUAAUAUGAUUUUACAGCUAUAGUUUUUUUUUUUUUUUUUUUUUUUUAUUGGGUAUGUUUUAAGCUAACAAAUACUGUAUUGUUAAAGUUGUAUGAAUUGCAUAACCAUUUUCCUUUUAACAUGACACUCCGCAUGACAGAAGACCUUUGCUGCUGUGGACUUAUCACCAGUGAAGUUUACUUGUACAGCUCAGACACGGGCGAGUAAUGACAUAUGCUUGUUUCGUUGUUUUUUUCUUUUCUUUUGGCUUUUUUUUCUUUUCUUUUACAUUAUACUAAAAAAAAAAUCAAGAUUUAAAAUGUUUACCUGCUGUUGUCAUACCAGUGCCCGUGUUUUGAAUGGAUAAAGUGAAUGACCUCUUUGCUUUGUGCUGUGUACACCAUUUCAGGAAAAGUCAGGAAUCCUUAUGUGGCUCUCACUGUUACAUAGACGUACACACGCACGUAUUAAGCUGGGUUUGUUUAUAUCAAUAAAUUAAUUUUUUUUUCAA
Molecule: messenger RNA, 7437 nt
Organism: Protopterus annectens (West African lungfish)
Lineage: Eukaryota; Metazoa; Chordata; Ceratodontiformes; Protopteridae
Gene: RBM15
Product: RNA binding motif protein 15
Exons: 1
Coding region: 130-2742 (870 amino acids)
Biological process (GO): regulation of alternative mRNA splicing, via spliceosome
Cellular component (GO): nucleus
Molecular function (GO): mRNA binding
Source: RefSeq, a predicted model, not a curated record